Molecule: messenger RNA, 2595 nt
Organism: Thecamonas trahens ATCC 50062
Lineage: Eukaryota; Apusomonadida; Apusomonadidae
Exons: 2
Coding region: 1-2595 (864 amino acids)
Source: RefSeq, a predicted model, not a curated record
AUGCGGGUUCAGGGCUCGAUCGGGCGAUCGACGUUCCUGGCGACGCACACACUGGCACCCGGAGGCGAGAGCUACCAGCCGGCAGCGUACACCACCGAUCUGGCAGACUCGUCGCCGUACGUGUACGUGCGGGGUGACAAGGUCGGGCCGCGGCGGGCUGGCCCACGGCCGGGCUCGUCGUCGCGAGCAAGGGUCCUGUCAAAGGCCGGGUCGGUUAGCAGCUCGCCGUCUGCCCGUGUCGACCGCAAGACAGGCCACGGCAACGCGGUGACGCGGAUGCGGCGCAAGAUUGCGGAGGAGCGUGUCCGCGAGCGGAUGGCGGUCUCGCACACCCGCGAGAGAAUGGAGGACCGCGCGGCGCGGCUGGCGAGAGUCAAGGCGCGGGUGGCGGCAGCGGCUCCGGCGUCGCCGGCCUCCCGAGCCUCCCGCUCGCGGUCGCACACGCCCGACCGCUCGUCGCCGCGGUCGGGUCGGUCGCACGCCUCGCCACACACUCCGACCGAGGACGAGCGCGCUGGCCACGUGCUCGCGCAAAUGCGGAUGCGGCGGCGCGAGCUUGAGGCUGCCAAGCGUGCGCAGCGCAACUCGCGCAAGGCUGAACGUGAGGCGCUCAUCCGCACGCUGUACAAGCAGAAGCGACGGGCUGACAUUCGGCGGAGGCUCAACACGCCGCGGUCGUACAUGGAGAGUCACCGUGGCGGCGUCGACCCCAUUGCCGACGAGCUUGCUCGGCUCGCCGAGCGCAUGGAGGCUGACGACGAGGACCUUGAGGCCGAGGCUGCCGAAACGAUCGCGCCUCCGCCGGCCUCGUUCAAGGCCCUCCACUUUCAGGCCGACGCCACGGGCCGGAUCACUGUCACGCCGUACGAGGACUUUGAGGAUGAGCUGCUCGACCUCGACAACAUUGACUCGAUUCCUGACGCCACGUACCACACCGGCGAUGACCUCUCGCUCCUCUCCGAGAUGGACGACGGCGAGUUUGACUCGGAUGAGAUCCUCGGCUUGCUCGAGGCCGACGACCCCGCCGGUCGACCGGGCGCGGGUCCCGACACGCCCGCCGGCGCGCGCCCACGGUUUGUGCCCGCCACCGAGGUUCGCAAGCGCCAGGGCAGCACGGCGGUGGCAGAGCUUGCGUUGCUGCCGUGGCGCGAAGCGUUUGAGGACGACUUGGUUUGGAUGGCGAACCACCCGCCGCAGCCGAAGCGCGUCGUCGACCUCCUCGAUGCCGCCGGCUGCGUCCUUGGGCUCGGCAACGGCGCCGGCCUGUUGGCUGAUCCCGAGGCCGGCGCCGCCGCUGUGGCGCGGCUGCUGGACCUCCCGCACUCGGUUGACUUUGUAGCCAUGGAGGCCAUCCAGGACUUUAUCGACAACCCCUACUACGUCGAGUACUCUUUCCGCGACGAUCCACCGACCGCUGGCUUCCUCUGUGGCGUUCUGCGGGCGCUCGACAAGUUCUACGUCCCCGCGCCACGGUCGUCGCUCGACGCGUUGGCGCUCGCCUCGCUGCCGCCAGCCGAUCAAGACAUGGCGACGGCGGCGGCGGCCAACGAAGGCGACAAUGUGGCGAGCGCGGCGGUGAGCCGACUCGUCGACGACCUUGGCCACUACGAGUGGAUCAAGGCGUACGACCCGGUCUACCGCGCGCCUUACUACGUCCACGCCUCAUCUCACAUGGCAUCGUGGGCGCCGCCGCCCGAGUCAGACUCGGUCUGCGAGCUGCACGUCUUCCCGGAGCGCUCCGUCGCCCGGGCCCCGCCACCGACCGAGCAAGCGGUUGUCGUCCAGGUCACGGUCCUUGAGGCACAGGAGCUGGAGCAGACGACCGCGUACGGCUCGUGCUCGGCAUUUGUGGCGGUCGAAGUCGAUGGGGUGAAGAACGUGGCGACGACCGCGGUCGUGCACGACUCGGUCGACCCGGUGUUCAAGGAGACGUUUGAGUUUGGCCCAUUCGAGCCCUCCGCCUCUGCCGCCAUCCGCUUUACCGCGCGGCAGGCCGAGCCUGGCGUGGCACCGGGUGCAUCGGUUGUUCUCUUUGAGGCCUCGCUCACCCUGGCAGACGUGCUCGACAAGACCGUGGUCUGGCUCCGCAACGACAUCGACGGCGUGGCCGGUGUCCUCGCCGUCGUCGCCCAGCGAGUCGACGCGUCGGCCGCCAAGGUAGAAGCGGCGCAAUUGCCCGCCGAGUCGGACGUGGACGGCUCGAUCAGACUCGGCGAGCUCGAAGUUGACGAUGCCGAGCUCGAUGCCGCGCUUGCUGAUGUGGAGCUGGAGUCUGGCGACGACGGGCUGGCAGAUGCAGAUCUCGGGCUCGACGACCUGGUGCUCGACGACGACGAGCUGGGCCCUACUGCGCCGCUCGGGCUUGACGACAUCGACUCGGACGACAUUGACCUCGGCCUGGACGAUGUGGUGCUUGACGACGACGACAUCGGGCUUGGCGACGAAGACCUGGGGCUUGAUGAUGUCGUGCUGGACGACGACGAUCUUAUGGACGGCGGCGCCGGCGUUGACAUCGACUUUCAGCUCUCAUCCGAGUCUGCGCCGCCGCUCGGCAUUUCAGCCUCGGACUCACCAGCGCGGGAACGACCAGUUUGA